AUGUGUGGGUCAAACAGGUACGUGCGUGUGUUGAUAGUAGAUAUCAAAUACAGAAAGAAACAUAACUUUCUCGACGAAGGUGAAGGGCUGUAUUGUAACAGCUCGUUUGAUAACAUCUACUGCUGGCCCAACACACCUGCAGGAUACACUGUGUACCUUCCGUGUCCGAAGGGAUACGAUAACACCAAAAUCCUGGCUUACCGGAUUUGUACGGAGGCCGGUGAGUGGCUGAAUGGAAACUGGUCCAACUACACACUGUGUGUACCUCACAAGCUUAGCCGUGUACCGCCGGAUCUGUCCAUCCUACUGGCGGUGAGAGAUAUCUACUUCGCUGGCUCGGCCCUAUCACUGCUGAUGCUGUGCAUAUCAAUGUUCAUCUUCUCUUACUUUAGGAGACUACACUGUGACCGCAUCAGAAUCCACAAGCAGCUGCUUCUGUCCCUGAUAUUCCGGUCCAUCAUCCUCAUCAUUCUGAUGCAGCCAGGGGACGACUCCGGGCCUCCUUCGUACAUGGGCGAGCCUGUGGUGUGCCGAGGCCUGGUGGUGUUGUCCCAGUACUUCAGCAUGUCCAACAUCUUCUGGAUGCUGGUGGAGGGCCUGUUCCUGUACAUGCGCUGUGUGGUGGCAGUCUUCCAUUACCUCUCAAGCCUGGCAGUCUUCUACGUGAUUGGCUGGGGUAUGCCGGCGGUGUUCGUUGCUGCCUGGACAGUUGUCAUGUACCUAUUCGACACAGAGCGGUGUUGGAUGGACUACACCAGGUUAUCCUACGCCUGGAUUGUAUCCGGACCAAUCGUGGUCGUUCUCGUGGUGAAUCUCUACUUCCUACUGCAUAUCCUGGUGGUCCUUAUCACCAAGAUGAAGGCGGACCAACACUCCACACAGUUCACCGAGCCAUGGAAAGCUCUGAAGGCGAUGUUCAUCCUCCUGCCACUGCUGGGUCUCACCAACCUGCUGUUCUUCGUGGAUCCACAAGAUGGCGGGCUGGGCGAGGACAUCUAUCAGGUCUUUAACGCCGUCAUGCAGGCGACACAGGGAAUGUUUGUAUCUACGAUCUACUGCUUCACUAAUGCUGAGGUUCAGAAUGUGAUCCGUGAUAAGCUGGGACAUCGUAACCAUCAACCCAAAUUUGACGUCCAAGGACAAGGCCCCGCCCAGCGCAGGAGUCUGAUGGCGACAGCCACGGCUUCCACUACUGUCACACAGUCCCACGCGGAGACACGUCUGUGAUAAUACCGUAUUGAAAAUCUCCCAAUCAACUGUCUUUAAUAAUUGUAUUCAUAGCCAAUGUCUAUUUUCAAGAAAAGGAGAAAGAUCCAACCCUUCAGUCAACAGGACAAAAUGUACACAUGUCCAGUAAGACCAUUUUUGAUGAUGAUGUAAGGGUAGAAAUCUCCCAAUUAAUUGUCUGUAAUGCCUGUAGUGUAUACUUGUAGUCAAAGUUCUAUUUUCAAGAAAAGGAAAAACAUCCUUCAGUCAAUGGGGCAGAAUGUACAUUUGUACACAUGUCCAGAGCAACCAUUUUUAAUGAUGAUGUAAGAUAUUGUGUCUGUAGUGUUUCAAAGUGGAAUCUUAAUGAUGUUUUCUAAUAUCAAUGUAUUGUACUAUGU
This is a messenger RNA of Branchiostoma floridae (Florida lancelet), 1607 nucleotides long. RefSeq names its product calcitonin receptor-like. The transcript is spliced from 11 exons. Gene Ontology annotation, biological process: cell surface receptor signaling pathway; adenylate cyclase-modulating G protein-coupled receptor signaling pathway. Gene Ontology annotation, molecular function: G protein-coupled peptide receptor activity. NCBI's taxonomy places the organism in Eukaryota, Metazoa, Chordata, Leptocardii, Amphioxiformes, Branchiostomatidae. The coding region runs from base 1 to 1227 and encodes 408 amino acids. Gene Ontology annotation, cellular component: plasma membrane. The record is from RefSeq and is a predicted model, not a curated record.